Molecule: messenger RNA, 1974 nt
Organism: Bombina bombina (fire-bellied toad)
Lineage: Eukaryota; Metazoa; Chordata; Amphibia; Anura; Bombinatoridae
Exons: 1
Coding region: 265-1974 (569 amino acids)
Molecular function (GO): GTP binding
Source: RefSeq, a predicted model, not a curated record
UGUUUUUUAGGACUUAGUGAGACUAGUGAUGUUCUAAAUGAAGAGAGGACAUGUCCUACAAGCCCACCUGAAGCAAUAGAAGUUACUGCUGGAUCAUCCACACUUACAUUACAAUGGAAGGAACCUGCAGUCAUUGAAGAUGGAGUCACAGUAGCAGAUUAUGUAGUUGAAUAUAAACAGGAUGUUGAUAAUGGACAACAGGGUUGGCUUGAAAAAAAAAUAGGAAAGAAAGAAGAAAAAUAUGUUAUUGAGGGACUUAUACCAAUGACACCUUACCUAAUUCGUGUGUCAGCUGAAUGUGGGAACGAUGGGCUCAGCCCUCCAAGUCAGGAAAUAAAGGUUUCAACACUAAAAGAGAAUAUUAAACAUGUACUCCUUAAGGAAAGUAAGUGUUUGUCAAAAGAUGGAAAACCUUCUGUAUAUCAGAUAUCAACAAAUCUAUGUGAAUUGGGUUAUCGACAAUACAGCUUAGGAAAAGUAAAUUAUCAAGUGACAAAUAAAGUGAUAUUAUUAAUAGGUGCAACAGGUACAGGAAAGACAACACUGAUCAAUGGAAUGGCCAACUACAUCCUGGGAGUAGAUCGUGAAGACGACUUUAGAUAUAAACUUGUACAUGAGGUUACAAGUCAGUCUCAAGCUCACAGCCAAACUUCAAUGGUCACAGCAUAUCAGAUGAAUUAUGAAGAUGGAUACAAAAUUCCUUACACACUCACCUUGAUAGACACCCCAGGUUUUGGAGACACUCGAGGUAUAGAACAUGACAAAAAGAUCACAGAAGCCAUCCAUGCAUUCUUUACAACUGACAGCAACAUUGACCAGAUUGAUGCUGUGUGCUUUGUAGUUCAGGCUUCUUUGGCUCGUUUAACACACACACAAAAAUAUAUUUUUAAUUCAGUGUUUUCUAUUUUUGGAAAGGAUAUCAAGGACAAUAUACUGAUCCUUAUAAAUUUCUCAGAUGGAGAGAGACCCCCAGUACUGGAGGCUAUAAAAACUGCUGAAAUCCCCUACUCUGAGGACAGCAAUCGGGACCCUGUUCACUUCAAGUUUAAUAAUUCAGCUCUGUUUGCUAAUAAUCAGACAAGUAACGUGAGUUUUAAUCAGAUGUUCUGGGACAUGGGAAAAGACAGUAUGAAAGCAUUCUUUAAUUCAUUAAAUCAAAUGACAACUAAAAGUCUUAAACUGACUAAGGAAGUCCUUAAAGAAAGGAAGCAGCUUGAGGUCACCCUACAGGCUUUACACCCACAGAUCAAGUCUGGGCUUGUAAAACUGGAUGAAGUCAGGAAAAUAAAGGUAGCCUUACAGCAGAACAGAGAUCUAAUGGAAGCCAAUAAGAAUUUUGAGUUUGAGGUAACAGUGAUUGUACCAGUACAGGAAGCCAUAAGUGAUCAUUUUAUAACUAACUGCCAGCAAUGUCACUUCACCUGUCACUAUCCCUGUUUUAUUGCCGAUGACAGCCAGAAACAUGAAUGUACAGCUAUAACCAAUGAGUAUUGUACUGCAUGUCCUAAUAAAUGUAUCUGGUCUGUUCAUUUUAACCAAAAGUAUAAGUGGAAUUAUGAGGAGAAAAAGGAGACAAGAAAUUAUGAAGAUAUAAAAAAGAAUUAUGAAAAAGCUUCUGGAGAGGUCAUGACAGCAGAAAAUGUAUUUUCAGAGCUACAGAAUGAAUAUUGUGCUGUGAGACAAGUGGUGCUGGAUCUGAUAAAUAAAUCUUCACAGAGCCUGAAACGUCUCCGUGAAAUUGCCUUGAGACCUGAUCCAAUGAAAACCACAGAAUAUAUUGACCUGUUGAUACAGUCUGAGAAGCAGGAAGCUAAACCAGGAUAUCAGGAAAGGAUCCAGUCUCUGAGUGAUGUCAGAGAGACAGCCAAGAUAAUAGAGAAGAUUGAGAGGGGUGAUCCAUUACUACCAGAGGAACAGGAACAUCACAAUAAAAGUAAACGGCAACAACAUAGCAAUAAUUGCAUAAUUGCAUAG